Cotesia congregata is the source of this 576-nucleotide messenger RNA. The record is from the annotation of a GenBank genome assembly. NCBI's taxonomy places the organism in Eukaryota, Metazoa, Arthropoda, Insecta, Hymenoptera, Braconidae.
AUGAAGUGCUAUUACGAAUUAUUGACUAUUGCAAUUUUAUUCAAUGUUUUUGUAAUUGGCUGUAAUGCUAAUGUGGCAUAUGCCAAAAAUCACAGACACACAUCCAAUUCAGUGUUGGUUGAAGUAGCGAAAGAAUUGGUAGAGAGAUCCAAAAAUACGAACCAGGUUCUUAAUUUAAAUCUAUCGAAUUUAAUUUUGCUGCUGAUGUUAAAAACUAUGGUCAUAGGAACAAAGUAUUUAGAAAAUAAUGACUAUAAAAACCGCGAACUUGAAGAAGAAAAUAUCGUAUCAGAAGAAGAGAUCGCUCUUGCAUUGGGAUAUUUGAUAGGUGAUACCUGUCUUUAUCGAGCAGCAUGUGAAGUACCAAGAACUGCUAGAAAUUACUUGCACGCAAUUGAUAUGAUAACUCAGACCCUGAGUUUGAUGCCACCAACUCUCCGCCCUGACAAUGAUUAUGAAAAAACAAUUUCUGAUUUUCGCAAGGCAAUUGAGUAUGGAGAACUGAAACAAUGCCCACCGGAGUAUAGUUGUAAAAAAGAGAAUAUUAAAAACUUUCUGCGACCUGAAUACAAUUAA